Schistosoma turkestanicum is the source of this 3912-nucleotide messenger RNA. NCBI's taxonomy places the organism in Eukaryota, Metazoa, Platyhelminthes, Trematoda, Strigeidida, Schistosomatidae. The record is from the annotation of a GenBank genome assembly.
GCUACUCGGUACCAACUUUUAGUAACCAAUCUCAAUUUGUCAUAGUAUCAUGCUUGUGUUGUUUCUGAUUGUUGUGAAUUGCUUUUUUAAUUGGGUAUAACUCCAUUUUUCAUUAGUGUGCAUCCCUAUAAGUAAUCUGGAAAAGAUAGUUUAUUUUGUUCGAAAUGCCUGCAUUGAUUUUUCUGGGUAGAACAUGGGCUUUUGCAUCUGAUGAUUUUGUUUGUACUGGUGUGGGUAACUUUUUACUUAGGAUUUCUUGUGUUCUUUUUAUGGUUAUACCUCUUAUUCUUUCAAACGAAUCAGAAUUCUGUCUCCCGAAUGCAACGGACAAGGUUUUCUGUGUGCUUAUGUUCCUUACACUGGGAAUGUUAUUGGUUUUUGAUGCAGCAUUAUCAUUAUCAAGCAGCAAAGGUGGUGUAAUGGAGACUAGUCUGCGUUCGUCCGUCCCUCUUUACUUGGGAGCAGUUUGUAUAAUCUCUCUUAUAUCGUUAGUGCUAAAUUGUGUUAACCUGUAUUUAGUAUCUAAUACGUACACGCUAUGUGACAAAUCGUUUGUUGACUGCUAUGUUGCAGGGAAUUCCAUUGCGGUAGCUCAUGUAAUUGGUUUCUACUUUUUUCUAAUGUUACACUAUCGUAAGGCUGGAGCCUUUUGGGGACAGUUGGUUAACGACCCUACUGUAUUCAAGCAAGGUUGUCUGAAUCCAAAUAUUAAUCUUUCCAUGAAGCAGCUAGUGAUGCUUAAGCGAAGAAAGUCUGUCCAGCGGAACUUGAAAAGUUUACGGGCUUUUGGUUGCUUACCUUCUUGGAAAACUGAUCCAUCAACAACACAAACUGAAGAAAGGAUAAUUACUUCUGCAGCAGCUUUGUUUACAGAUAUAUUUUACGAUGUAGAUUUAGUCGCAAGUGAUAUAGUUGCAGGACUCUUUCUUCUACGAUGGCAAACCAAACAGUGGGUUGGUACCGGUCAUCGCAUCCCUUUAAGCUUAGUACUUCAAGAUACUUCUCCUUCCGAUUUAAACAUCGAUAUUUCGAUGAAAGAUGACCAGGCUCCAGAUCCAUGGUUGGAUAUUCAAAGAAUUUAUCGAAUUGCCGAAUUAGUAACUGCAGUCUACGGAAAGUUAUUAUACUAUAGCAUGAAUUUUGGUAUACCAGGUUCCACGUGUAGAUUGUUUCGCCACUUACCAUGUUGUUUAAAUUCUUGUAAUCCUGGAUCAUCUAAACAGACACAACUUAGUUGUUGUAUAUGCUCAAAGCAUACGUGUGAUUUGGCAGCAAUACUCGAAUUCACUUCUUUAAGAGAAGAUCAGUUCAUCAAACUGUCUUAUGAUAAUUCAGUUUACCAAUCUCCUUACUUUGUUGCAAUUGAUGAUUUUAGUAAAUGUAUUGUUAUCUCUAUUCGUGGCACGUUAUCAUUUGAUGAUACCAUAGUCGACUUACUGUACGAUGGUGUACGACUAACUGAAGUUGAAGAUUUUGUCGAGUCAAACAGCGGUAGACGACCAUGCUUUAUUGGACAUCGUGGUAUGGUUGAACGAUCCAGACAUUUAUAUCGUUGUUUACUAACUGACCGUUCAAUUGAAAUAGCAUUUAGUAAAAAGCCACAAUAUAAUUUGGUGGUAUGUGGUCAUAGUUUGGGUGCUGGCAUUGCAUCUUUUCUUUCGGCUAUCCUACACUGUAAAUAUCCAAAUGUGAAAGGUUACGCUUUCAGUGCACCUUUGGGUAUGAUGAAUCAAGAACUAGCAGACUAUUGCAAACCUUUUCUCAUAUCUAUCAUCUAUGGAUUUGAUAUUUUCGGCCGUAUGAAUAAAUCAACAUUAUCAGAUUUCAAGUGGCGUCUAGUGGAUGCUUUAUCUGCUUGUAAAGUACCAAAACAUCGUCUUCUAAGUCGCGGAUUAUUUGUAUAUAUGCGCCAUCGUUUGUUUAAAUGGUGUUCACCGCAAUGUUUUCAAAUGGAAUCUUCAACAACUAUUGGUAGUGAUACUCUGCUGUUGGAUGCAAGUACUCAAGAACGAUUAAUUUAUUCCAUUCCACAACUUACAUGUGAUAAUGAUGAAAUGCGAACUCGUUUAUCAUUAGAUAACAAUGCUAACAAUACAGGUUCUACGAGCGCCUGUCGUACUUCACGAUCCAGUCGUUUUCGUUCUGGUCCACGUUCAAUUCUGUGUUGGAUCAAUCCUAAUAGUCUUCUUCCAACAAGUCCUAAAUCUACAAGGGCUGUUUCACAUAAGGAAUAUUCAAACAAUUAUAAUAACAGUAUUGAGACAAAUUUGUAUGCUUCUAAUGAAAUUCAGUCGUCUGAUGUUGAAUCAUAUGAUUUAUCUAACGGUGUAUUUGGUGGCUUAGUGCUUCAUUUGGUUGAUGUUAAUAUUGAUACAGUUGCUGAAGAUACUUCUCCUGGGUUCAUGAUGAAUGAAGGCAAUACUCAAGAAGAUAUUGAAUGUAAUUCACUGAGCUAUAAUUCUAGAAUGGAAAGGAUGUUAUCAGCAAAGUCUAGUAGAAUCAAUGCAUGUUGCGUCAAACCUAAUAAACUGAAGAGAACGGUAGCUGGUGUCUGGUCAAACCCACAACAAUUUCAGACUAUUUUAAUCCACCCAAAAAUGUUAAGUCAUCAUUUGCCCGAUCGAGUUUUGGAAGCAGUAAAUUGCUUACGUCAAGAGUUGCUGUCGGUAUCAGCAAACUCUUCUAAUAAUAAUUAUAUCUUAGAAGGUUUGAAAUCAUCUGACUUUAUACGAAAGUUGAAAAAUGCUUCUUAACUUUCUCAUGUUUUCCCGUCCAAAUUUCUGCAGCAAGUGGGUUUCUUUAUGUUUAUUAUUGAUUUGAUUCAAAUAUGUACCUUCCUGUAAUAUCAUUCUUUGACGUCAGUACACAUUCAUUCCAUUUCUUAGUUGAAUACUGCAAAUUUAUAAUUUCUAUCUUUGAUUAUCUGUUGUAAAAGCACAUAUUUUCCACUGGCUCGUUAUCUGUAAAUGACCCUUCUCUAUCGAUCGCAAUUGUAUUUUUUCAACAUAACUGAGAUCGAACUGAACGGAUAUCUUAACAAAACAAUGACUAAAAGCAGGUACAUUUUCUUUGUAGAGAUCACUGGGAAUGUGUGCAAAAGUUAUUUUCCAUUCAUUUGAAAUUAAAGAUUCCGUCUGGAAUGUCUAACCUUUAAUGUUUAUUUGGAAAGGACUAAGCAUAUCAGCCUUCAGAUGCUUUCACUAGUACUUUUUUCAAGCCCAAUCACUAUUUACAUCUUUGUGCCUGGUUUGUUAGAUAAAAAUCUUUUGCGCUCACUUUUAACAUCCGUAUAUGUGUUCAUCUAUGUAAAUCAUUACUAUUCAUAUGUUAGUAGGAAUUUGGAGGUUAUAGAUUUCCGAGGGACACUUUGCCAACGAUGUUUGUCUUUCCUUAAAACCUUCAUUUCGUCAAGCCUUAAUUACUAUAAAAUUGACAGACUACUCACGCUCAGUAAUGGUAGUAAUUUACGUGAACAUAUUAUGCACAGCUGUGAUUUUCACUAGUCUUUCGGUGAUCAUACACGAACAGCGCAUUGGUUUCAUUUGGUUCACAAUAAUGAUUACCAAUUAUUGUAUCUACUAGCGUUUUUUUUCAACUUAGUGAGUUUUUGUACUUUUUUAACAAAAAAACUAAUUCUAUGGUUAAGUUUUUCCAUCCUUCUUAUUUAUACAUCCGUUUGUUAUUCAGUUCAAUAUUUAAAUUGAUUGAUUUUGUACCAUUUUUAUAAAUAAAAAUAACCCUGUUAAUAUGAUUGACUAUGUAUUAUUUCAAAAGAACGGCUCAUCAUUUUUAAAUGUUUUCCAAUAAUUAUAGUCUUACUAUUUUUACAUAAGCUUGUGCAUAUCAACAAAUUAAAUGAAGUCGUGUUUAAGAUGUCAAUCCCUUUUAUUAAAUAUACAGUUUGAAAGCUGG